Molecule: messenger RNA, 3494 nt
Organism: Monopterus albus (swamp eel)
Lineage: Eukaryota; Metazoa; Chordata; Actinopteri; Synbranchiformes; Synbranchidae
Exons: 5
Coding region: 33-764 (243 amino acids)
Source: RefSeq, a predicted model, not a curated record
UCAUCCUCCUCCUCCUCCUCAGGUGUCCUACCAUGGCAGCCUCCUCCAAGUCUUCCCAGACAGCCAAGAACGUGGUGCUCGCCCUUCUGGCGCUGUGGUCCGUUAUCUCCCUCAUUAUCAUUGUGGUAUGGGCGACGUCUCCAGACCUGAAGAGCUCGGCCCAGUGCCGCAAGGAGCUGCAAGACAAGACGGAGAAGCUGGAGGGGGCCAAGGUGGUGUGGAACAAGGACAAGGUGGCUCUGGAGGAGCUGGUGCUGAAGGCGAGGCAGGAGCGGGACCAUCACAGGGCAGAGUGUCUGCUGCUCGAGAAACGCUUCAAUGCCACUAACAUCUUGCUGGAGGAGUGCCAGCAGGAAAGGGGUGUCCUGCACAUGAACAUCAGUGUCCUACGGGAGGACAUCGAGCAGCUCCGUCAGAUGGAGGCAAACCUCACGGCUCAGCUCCGCCUGCAGGAAGACCACAUUGAGGAGCUGCAGCAGAACCUGACCCAGGCCUUCCAUAAGACCGAGUCCUGCUUCAGUCUGAAGGAUGCGGCUCAGAGUCAAAUGCAGGCGGCUAAGAGUCAGACCAGAGCCUGCGAGUCCAACCAGCAGUACCUGCAGAAACAGCUCCACAAGUGUAAAACGGAACCUGAAACUCCUAAGGUUCCAAAGCAGACAGCAGCCCCCUCCUGCUCCACUGACGACAACAACUCUGCCUCGCCCCUCGCUGGUAUUCCUGUGCUGGCGCUGCUCGUCUGCAGCGCUCUGCAUCUGAUAACCUGAGUUCAGCGUGGCAGAUGGCUGAUUCGAUGGUGAGCACUGCGGUCCAGAAUGGGGUGGAGCCUGGACGGACCCAAUGACUGCUGUACAAACUUCCUGUCUAUGCUACAAACAAAUAGAUCGCCAUGGAGAUGCUGAUGUGUGACACUGCCGUAUGAUUGGACACAGGCCUGGCUUAAACGUGAAAUCGACUCUGCUGCCUUACCACUGUUUUCUUCUAGCUUUGCUGCUGCAUUUAUGUUUGAGUCCAUGAACAAGAGGUUUUCCCAAAUCCUGCAUCAGUUUAUAGACUGAGCUCCUUCCAGACAUGCAGUGUUGUGAGUGUCGGGUCACCAAGAAGGCCUGUGGGUCUACAUCAUUUAAUCAACCACAAAUUUCAUAGAAACAUGCUCCACUGAAGUAGACUGUAGAAUACACACACCCAUCAUGGCCAACAUCUGGUUUUAAGAUCUGAGGUGCUUUAGCUGCUGGUGACAGAAAACUGGGAUUCAAAAACUGACGGAGGACUUGGUUUUACAAUUUGCAUUUCAGCUUAAAGCCCCUCUAGCUAACUUUAGCCCUCAAACUCUCAGCUGUUACAGAGUGAGAAUCAAAGCUGAAAAAAUGUAGGAAAAAAACAACUAGACUAGGUUUUCACCUCUUAUCCAAGAGGCUUCAUCAGUUCUGCCCGACUGGCGUUGAGUCAGGGACAUUUAUCCCCAUCAGUGGUGUUUCAGUCCAACAAUGUCCCCUUCUCCCUCCACUCCUGCCCUGUUGGUGAAACUACAUCAUCUGGAAUAACUCCAAAUUACAACCAGGUACAAAACUGAAAAGCUAACGUUAGCCUGCUAAUGAUGCUGACAUAUACACGACUACAUGAAGCAAGGCAGCAGCUCCUUUCUUUACCCGUACUGGGAAUUUACAUUCAAAAUGAGGGGUUAGCAUAUCUAUGUAUGGAUUUAAUGGGUUUACUGAUUUCCACAGCUUGCUAGAGAGAGCAGGGGAAAGUGUAACCAAAAAGCUGAGCGUGACACCAGGAGCCUGAUCAGUCAGAACAGAGACCAGUAAAGCGUUAGCAACAGACAGCAAGGGGAUCUGAGUGACUGAAACAGCUGCAUGUGGAGAUGAGGCUUCAUUAAACACACCAGAGGAAAAAAAUAGACUUGAAAACCAGAGGCUGUGUGGACGGAACCAGAUCUAAACACUAAUGGAGGAUUUGGGAAAUGAUCCAUUAGGAUCAAAGCUUUCAAAAAUCCUGUUCACACUUGACGGUUAAAUCAGAUCCUAACGUGGACAGGAUAGAACAAGAUGUUAUUGUGAAGCAUAAAUAAUUAAAGUAUCCUGAGCUGAAGUUGUAAUAUUUUGAUGGUGCAGCAGAGACCUUAGGAUAUGGAAACACAGUGAAACCAUUUAUAUGAUGUGUCCUGCAGAAACGGUUUAAAAGCAGUGUGUUUAGCAGUGGGGAUUUUACUGCAUGUCUGGAAAACCAUGCAAUGUGAUGGAUCAUGGCUGCCUGUGGAGUUUCAAACAGAGAAUUCUACAGCUGCCUAGAAAGAAAUCUAAAAACUGACUGUAAAAUGGUCAAAAACCCCGUUUACAUCUGUAUCAGCACCAGCAUCUGGAGUCUGUAACACCGGCCGUGACUGAAAUGCUACACACAUUUAUAGACUGUUCUCAAAUUUUAUAACUAUCACCUUUCCAAACAAUUUUUAAUCUUCUGAUAAACAGGCAGAAAAAAGGACAGAAAUAUUCAAAAGAACUGGUGCAGGUCAGGUUUAGCAGUCAGGUAUGAACAGGUCAGAUGUGUGAAUGAAUUUAGUCAGCUGGUCUAUUUGUUGUUCUUUUGUGCUUUUUAUCUUGUUUAGCAAACCUCACAGCCUCAAGCUUCUGUCACUGCAGCAGAGGAGCAACUCACAUGUUAGCUUUUUUAAAUUUUUAUCUGAUGCUGGUUUGGGGGUGGGGGGGUACUGAAUGUUUGAGAGUAAUAAACCUGAGAUGUUUCUAAAACUACAUUUUCUUUGCUCUGCAUUUUAAUUCUGAUUUACCAAAGGGUUAAAUAUUACAUGUAUUUAUUACCAGUUGUUAGAGAUUUAACCAGCGGCUGCCAACAUUUUUGUGACCUCUUGAACAAAACCAGCAUCUAGUUUUGUCUUUGUGUCACAUUGUCAUGUUUACUUGUUAGCAGUUCCACCAGACUUUUCUGUUCCUAAUAUUCUGCCCCUCUCAUGCAUGUCAUUGGGGAGGACACACCUCUGAAUCUAAUGCAGUGCAGUAAAACACCACCUCUAGGACCUCACUAAUAAACAUAGAAUUGAAAUUAUACAUUUUUUUAGAAUUUCGCUGAAAACUGAAACAUUGAGCUUCAUAAACACAGAUGGGAAGGAGGAAGCGUUCCACUGAAGUAAAUACAAUUGUACAGGUGCGACUAUGUGGCCAGUGAGUGGAUGAAAUAAAGUGCUGAUACUUUUGUUAGUAAACCGUUAAGGACAGGAUAGUCAGACUAGUCAGGUGCUAAAGGGUGUGUCUGCUGGGCUUCUUCCUCUACUUUCUGAGAUCAAGUCCCGCACAAAACCCACUCCAAAUGUUGUUAUAGUGUAUAAACAGAUACAUUUGUCAUUUUCGGACACACUGAUUCGCUGCAAAUGUUGCAAGGUGCACCUGAGUCUGACAGCACCAGCAGACAGUAUGAGGUUCCUCUGCUUCUGAUGCAGUUUGUGUGAACUGGACUGUUGAGAAAUAAAAAAACAAAGACCA